GGCAAAGCUGGCGCUGAGGCCGGGCGGGGAGGCGGCCGGCGGCUGGCUGCCUGUGCUGCUUCGCAUUGGCUGUGUUGGCUUGGUGUUUGCGUGCAAUGCAGUGAUGUGGACGGUCUUUGCAAAAGCCCUGCGACUCUCCUCUUCCUCGGCCUCUGCCUCUGUGACGAUGACAGCCUCCAAUUUCAUCUCUUCGGCUGUCCUGGGCAAGCUUCUCUUUGGGGAGACGUGGACGCCUCUGUGGUGGGUCGGCCUUGCCACGAUGCUCUGCGGCCUCGUGCUGCUGCACACGGCUGCACCCCGGCUGGCGCAUCUCCCAGUGGAGAAGAAGGAGGCGUGAUGUCUGCCAGCGGGGGCAUGGCGCCAUGCCACCCCUUGUCCCUUGCCAGCCUGCCUCAUGACAGCAUCCCCAGCCCCCAGCUGACUCCAAACACGCCGGCCAUGGACCUGCUAACCCCAGCUCACCUGCUGAUCUGCUGACUCGCAUCUUUCCUGUCAGGUUGGCAGUGGUGUGGUGGCAGUGACAGCCUCAGAGGGAGCUGGUCCACUCUGAGUCAGUAUUGUGGAAAUCAGGGCCAGAGGCUUAUCAGCCGCUCCUCCGCUUCACACCCUGCAGCUGCAGAGCUUUCCCAGUUUGGAGAAAGCUGAAAGUAAACAUGGUGUCUGUGGAAGGUGGCUGUGCAUCAGUACUUUUCCGUAAGAGGACCUGUCUUGAAAUAGAAAAUUAAUCAGAAGUCAAGCAUUGGAACAGACUGCCCACAGAAGUGGUUGAGUCACCAUCCCUGAAGGAGCAGACUCCCUCUGUGGUGCUGGGUUGGGUGCAGAGUGAUAUGAUUUUCAUUCCCUUUGGAGGUAAAUGCCCAAAGCUAGUUAUCUACAUCAUUAACUUCAGGUCAAAAAAUCCUCUUUCAAGGUUCAUUGAGAAGGAAACAAUGGAAUUUCCUAAUAAUUUUACUGGCAUCAAUCACACCUCUGGUAUUUGCCUGUGAGAAACUCAUUACCAAGUAGCUGGGACCAGACAACUUGGGAUAAGUUAAGAUCUGGGCUUGGCCACCUUGCAUCAACUCCGGACAUCCAGUUGCCUGCCACAACUUGACUCAUGUAAAAUUAGAAGAGAAUCUGCCUGCUGGAAACAUGGGAUGCCCUCGGAGUAUAGCUGACAGGCCACUGUCAUGGCCCAUGGUUGGCGUACAUGAGUAAGAAGUGACCAGAUCAACCCCCCUUCCAGCAGCACUAUCAUGUCAGGAUCAUUUUGUCGACAAGAUGCGUCUUGCUACUAGGAAAUUCCUAACGACUGAGAUACAAGCUUAAUGAAAUGGCUGUGAUUCAGGAAGGACUCGACACGUACUAGAUGGUACACGUGGGAGCAGUCCUGCUGUGGUCAGUGGAAGGCACCUUCUCGCCGUGGUGCCCCUCAGGACCCAAACAUGGGCUGUAUGCGUGUGUACCUUGGCAGAUGCACUGCCCACCCUCAGCACCUCAGAGCAACUCCAGUGGGCAUCUGGGAGGAUGAUGGCACUUUUCCAGAGAGCCAAAAAGAAAACCUGUGGUGCUUUUGUUCUGUGUUUUAAUAUUUUGAGUGUUACUCCAACUGGACAUGGAAAAAAAAAAAAAAGACAGAACAGAAACAACUUGAAGCCUCAGGUGGUUAUAAAAAAUAUAGGUCAGUACAUAGCUAUUAUAAAAGUCAGUUUCUCCAGAACUAGACAUGGGGUCGCAAGUGAAUAAAACUGUAAAGUGGUUGCUCUUCAUGUCAUUCCUACCUGGCAUUGAUAUCUGUCGUCAUGCUCUGGAACUUUGACUUCUUGUCGGUUUUGAUACACAAAAUAAACAAAACCUGAGACAAAGGAAAAGCUUGUAAAUAGGGGAGCAGCCCUAUUUACAGGCUUAGGGGAAUUCCGAUUUUAUUUAUUUGCAUUUUAUUACCUUCUUAUGCCAGCUGAUAAGGUGACAUACUGUGAAGCAGAUAGAUGCAGAUAAGGCUGAUAGCCUCUGGUGUCUGAUUUUGCAAGCUGUGAAGUGAGUCGCUGAAGUAAUUGGCAAUAGGCUGGAGAUUGCCUGUGAAAAAGAUACCAUCUCUUGCUCUGUUAAUUAGAAGAGUAUACUUUUAUGAGACAGAUUGAAGUGAUUAACUGUUGUAACUGUUUGGGGAAAAAAAAAUUGGAAGGGCUGGUAUUUUUCAUAGCUUCACCAAAGAGGAGAGAAAAAAGCCAUGCUGCUGAACCACAGCCAGCCACUCUGGCCACUCUGACCAGCAAAGGCAAAAGGAGAUUUGCCUGGAGGGAGGACAGAGAUCACCAGCUGACAACAUGAAACAAGAUGAAACCCUGUCUUUGAAAAACAUUCCUGCAGUUUAAGUUGAAAUCCCCUUUCUCAGACCCUGCCAACACUGUCUCAGAGGAUAUUGCAGUUCAAUGGCCUUUCCUGGCAGGGCAAGCUUGUACCAGCCAGGGGAGGAGCUCAUGUAGGAGUGCUUGUACCAUAUGCCAAGUUUAGUGCCACCGAAUUGAGAUACUACCAGUGCAUAGAAAAAAAAUAAUGCGAGCAAGCAAGCCCAGCAGCUGCACAAAGUGAAAGGAGAACUGAAAGCUAGAUGCUGUCUGUUGACAUAAACCAAAAAUUCCUGUAGACCGUGAAAAGGUCAGCCGCCUUCCAAGAUGGAGUAAGUUCAUGGCAGGGCAGAACCCACACCCAUUUAACUUCUACAAUCUUUCCUUGAACUCUGAGGUUCAAAGUGAGGGUCAGAACAUGCACACUGUUGAAAUCAGCCUUUUGCAUAACCCUAUAGGAUUGGAAAUAUGACUGUCCCUGGUGAGCACAUGCCCUGCCUCCGCUACAGACCUAAAAAAAUUUUUUCAGGAGCAAAGUGUUACUGACAUCAACCUCUUCCUGUUUGCAAAAAUUUGUAGGUUUUGCUGUAGGACUACUGUGUCAACACAAUUUAAGCUGCCUCCAACCAAGCAUGGAAUGAUAUAUGUAGAUAUAUAACAAGUUGAGACUGGAUUAGAAAGCUACUGUCAGUGACUUCAGAUCAAGUGGAUUACUCUGUUGCUGCAAUUAAGUGGAAACCAGUAACAUACAUCAUCAGUGUUCAGAUUACAUGUAUUAUUGGUUGUAUUAUUGUACUGACAUUCCAGGUAUGCUUUACUUGAUCCCGUGCUGUCUCUAAACAACAUCUUUCACCCUCCAGGAGGAAAGAAAUGCAGAGUAAAAGCAACACUGAAAGAAGCCAGUGGCAGAGGCUACUCAGGAGCUGGGAAGCUGCUGGCAUUGCAGGCACCUCGGGUCAAAACACCAACAAGAACCAUGAGCAGUAACUCUGGGAGCGAUCUGAAGGUCACUGGGAUUGACUUUCUCAAGAGCCAGAACACCCUCCUGCACCACACGGAUGAGUACAAUAUUGAGAACCUGGUGGUGCGGCGUGGGCAGCCCUUUCUGCUGCAGCUCAGCUUCAGCAGGGAGCUGAAGGCUGCUGACAAGCUGUCACUGCGUUUCGGCAUCGGUGAGAAGCCAAUGAAAACCAGAGGGACCCUGAUGUCACUGAGCAUGAAGCAGGAGAAGGAUCUCAGCGGGUGGCAAAUCUCCAUCGUCAAGAACAGCGGCAAAGAGUGCCUGCUGUCUGUCACCAGCUCGCCCAGGGCCCCGGUGGGAAAAUACGUCCUGAAUGUGAAGACUGGGACUAACAUUUACAAACCCCCAAAUGGUCCUAUCUACCUUUUGUUCAAUCCUUGGUGUAAAGACGAUGUUGUCUUCCUGGAUGAUGAGGCGCAGAGAAAGGAGUACGUGCUCAAUGAUACAGGCUGCAUCUAUGUUGGGUCUGCGUAUCGCAUAUACGAUAAACCCUGGAAUUUCGGGCAGUUUGAGGAAUUUGUCUUGGAUGCCUGCAUGUAUCUGCUGGACAAUAGCAAACUCAAGCUGAUCAAUAGAAGUGAUCCUGUGUCUGUGUCCCGAGUCAUGUCUGCUUUGGUUAAUGCCAAUGAUGACAGAGGUGUCCUGAUGGGGAACUGGUCAGGGAUUUACAACAACGGGACCUCCCCUGUGGAUUGGAUUGGGAGUGUCUCAAUUUUGCAGCAGUAUUACAAAACAAAGAAGCCGGUCUGUUAUGGUCAAUGUUGGGUCUUUGCAGGAGUCCUCACUACAGUCAUGCGCUGCUUGGGGAUCCCAUCCCGCUGUGUGAGUAACUUCAACUCAGCACACGAUACAGAGGAGAACCUGACAGUUGACAUUUACAUGGAUGAAUACGGAAGAAUCGAGAACGGGAUAUCCUUUGACUCUGUCUGGAACUUCCAUGUGUGGAAUGAUGUCUGGAUGAAGCGGACAGAUCUGCCAGAGGGGUUUGAUGGCUGGCAGGCAAUCGAUUCAACCCCUCAGGAGCAAAGUGGAGGUAUUUUCCAGUGUGGUCCAUGCCCGCUGAAGGCUGUCCGAGAAGGGGAUGUGUAUUUGCCCUUCGAUGGCAAAUUUGUGUAUGCAGAAGUGAAUGCUGACAAAGUCUACUGGAUGGUCAAAAAAGUGAACGGCAAGGAUAAGUACAUCAAGCUGAACACGGAGACCCAAGACAUUGGUGUAAACAUAAGCACAAAAGCCGUUGGGCAGGACAAGCGGGAAGACAUCACUGCGCAGUACAAGUUCCCUGAAGGCUCCAAAGAGGAAAGGAAGGCCAUGGAGAGAGCUUUGUCCUUCAUACGCCCUUCAGGACUGACACCUCGUGCACACAUGCCUUCAGCUAUGCCCAUGGCUGGUGCACUCUCCCAGCCUGCGGCCCUGUGUGUUGCAGUUUCCAAGACUGGGGUCCAUCUUGAGAUAACCAAUAAAGAAGCUUUGUACCCUGGCAAUCCCCUUGAACUGGUUAUCACAGUGAAGACCUCAACUCCUGGGACCCGGACCAUCGAUCUUGCUGGCUCCUGCCAGCUGCAGUCCUAUACUGGGAAAGUUGAGGCCAGCCUUGGAUGUGUCAAGGAGACAAUCAAGCUGGAAGGCAAAUCUGAGAUGCAGGUCCCUCUGAAAAUUGCAGCCGAUGCAUACAUGAAGACUCUGUCCUCGGUGGAAGAUGAAGUACUCAUCCACAUCACUGCCAUUGCCGAGGUCCAGGGGACAGAUUACAAACUCACCCAGGACACAACAAUGAGAUUUGAGUACCCUCCCAUCACCAUCCAGAUGCCAGAAACAGCCAAACUGAACAAGGAGUUCACCUGUGCCUUCAUCUUCAAGAACAACCUGAACGUGCCCCUGGACAACUGCAAGCUGCUGGUAGAGGGCUUGGGCAUAUUUAAGAUGUCAACAUUUGAUCAGGGGGAUGUAAAGCCUGGUAGGAUCAUUAAGUCUGAAAUAACAUGCACUCCGACAAGACUAGGAGAGAAGAAAAUAAUAGCCAAGCUGAUCUCGACCCAGAUCAAAGGGAUCUCUGCAAUGAAGGCCAUCACCAUCACUGAGUAGGACCGGUGCCUCUGCGGGGUAUAAACGGUGGCCUCACUAAAUGUGCAGCACCGCUGGGUGUUGGGCGCUUCUUGCCUCCUUAAUUGCUGAUCAGUAAUCUAGAAGUAAAGAGCAAAAAUCCCAUUAAGCUAAGGACAUUAAACUGACUAAAAAGGCACAGUUGCAUUGAUUGCAGUUAAUU
Messenger RNA from Athene cunicularia (burrowing owl), 5611 nucleotides. It is a transcript of the gene TGM4, whose product is annotated as transglutaminase 4. Gene Ontology annotation, biological process: peptide cross-linking. NCBI's taxonomy places the organism in Eukaryota, Metazoa, Chordata, Aves, Strigiformes, Strigidae. The record is from RefSeq and is a predicted model, not a curated record. The transcript has 19 exons. Bases 3304 to 5430 code for a protein of 708 amino acids. Gene Ontology annotation, molecular function: protein-glutamine gamma-glutamyltransferase activity.